Molecule: messenger RNA, 2438 nt
Organism: Gopherus evgoodei (Goodes thornscrub tortoise)
Lineage: Eukaryota; Metazoa; Chordata; Testudines; Testudinidae
Gene: RANBP9
Product: RAN binding protein 9
Exons: 13
Coding region: 87-1589 (500 amino acids)
Biological process (GO): cell surface receptor signaling pathway; cytoskeleton organization
Cellular component (GO): cytoplasm
Molecular function (GO): protein binding
Source: RefSeq, a predicted model, not a curated record
CAGUUCGAGCCACACAUCCUAUACCUGCAGCCUGUGGAAUAUACUAUUUUGAAGUUAAAAUUGUCAGUAAAGGAAGAGAUGGUUACAUGGGAAUUGGGCUUUCUGCUCAAGGUGUAAAUAUGAACAGACUACCAGGUUGGGAUAAACAUUCAUAUGGUUACCAUGGAGAUGAUGGACAUUCAUUUUGUUCCUCUGGAACUGGACAACCCUAUGGCCCAACAUUUACAACUGGUGAUGUCAUUGGUUGUUGUGUAAACCUUAUCAACAAUACCUGCUUCUACACAAAGAAUGGACAUAGUUUGGGUAUUGCUUUUACGGAUCUACCGCCAAACUUGUACCCUACAGUAGGGCUUCAAACACCAGGAGAAGUGGUAGAUGCUAACUUUGGGCAGCAUCCAUUUGUGUUUGACAUUGAAGACUAUAUGCGAGAAUGGAGAACCAAAAUUCAGGCUCAGAUCGACAGAUUUCCUAUAGGAGAUCGGGAAGGAGAAUGGCAGACAAUGAUUCAAAAAAUGGUUUCAUCUUAUUUAGUUCAUCAUGGGUACUGUGCAACAGCAGAGGCUUUUGCCAGAUCUACAGACCAGACUGUACUAGAAGAAUUAGCCUCCAUUAAAAAUAGACAAAGAAUUCAAAAAUUGGUUUUAGCAGGAAGAAUGGGAGAAGCCAUUGAAACAACACAACAGUUGUAUCCAAGUUUACUAGAAAGAAAUCCUAAUCUCUUAUUUGCAUUAAAGGUGCGCCAGUUUAUAGAAAUGGUGAAUGGUACAGACAGUGAAGUGCGAUGUCUGGGCGGCCAUAGUCCAAAAUCACAAGAUAGUUACCCUGUAAGCCCUCGAUCAUUUAGUAGUCCUAGCAUGAGCCCCAGCCAUGGAAUGAAUAUUCACAGUUUAGCAGUGAGCAAAGGAAGCAGCACACACUUUUCUGGUUUUGAAAGUAGUUGCAGUAAUGGAGUAAUAUCAAACAAAGCACAUCAGUCUUACUGUCAUAUUAAACACCAGUCCACAAGUUUGAAUGUACCUGAACUCAACAGUAUAAAUGUAUCAAGAUCACAGCAAGUUAACAGCUUCACCAGCAGUGAUGUAGACAUGGAAACAGAUCACUACUCCAAUGGAGUUGCAGAGACUUCAUCCAAUGGCUUCCUAAAUGGUAGUUCUAAACAUGAUCACGAAAUGGAAGAAUGUGACACAGAAAUGGAAGUUGACUCAAGUCAGUUAAGACGUCAGCUAUGUGGAGGUAGCCAAGCGGCUAUUGAAAGAAUGAUCCAUUUUGGAAGAGAAUUGCAGGCAAUGAGUGAACAGCUGAGGAGAGAAUGUGGCAAAAACACAACAAAUAAGAAAAUGCUAAAGGAUGCAUUCAGUUUACUUGCAUAUUCGGAUCCUUGGAGCAGUCCAGUUGGAAACCAGCUUGAUCCAAUACAGAGAGAACCUGUGUGCUCUGUACUUAAUAGUGCAAUACUAGAGACCCACAAUCUGCCAAAGCAGCCACCACUUGCCCUAGCAGUGGGACAGGCUUCACAGUGUCUAGGAUUGAUGGCACGUUCGGGAAUUGGGUCGUGUGCAUUUGCCACAGUGGAAGACUAUCUACACUAGCUAUGCAUUUGAAGAUCUCAAGUCUGUAUUGUGGCAUAUUCAACAUGGAGGUAGAUCAGCUCUGCUGACUGGAAUUUGGAUCUUUUAAUUAUGUACUAAAGACAGGUCUGUCGCUUUGUUGCUUCCUAGUUUACAGCAUGAUGCAAAUGAUUUUCUAACUUAGCGUUAGGAGAAAUUUUCCAUCUUUAACCUCUUAGACAACUAAGAGUUAAAAGUAUCACUGAUAAUGUCAGACAUCCAAAUUGACAAUUACCAAUUCUUUAAAUGAUUGUUCAGAACAAACCAAAAAUCCUACCACUUUGAGGUGGGGCAGAAGAAUAGAAAAUGUUGUGGAUGUGUUAGCAUGUGGGUGAUGUAAACUUCAAGCAGGAUGACUUGCCAACCUCCACCCUCAUUAUUACAUAGUUCAAUCAGUGUAACUUGCAAAAUGCAUAAACACCUGACAGUUUGGAUAUAUAGUGUUGAUGGGAAGAAAUAUUUUUUAAUGUGUACUGUAAAACUUGAAAUACUCAGGAGCUGAGUGAAUAUGUUUGUUGCUACUUACAAUCCCUAUCUGUUGAUCUUAGUAGUUUUUGUUUUAACAUGGUCUUUUCAACUUUCUUUGUUUAACUACAGACAACUUCUGUUAUAGACUCACCAGUUUAACUGUUGUAUAAUAACAGUAUUACAUGUCACAGUGUGGUUAUGACCUCUAUUUAUAUAAAAACCAAAUAUUAGUCAAUUUACAGUCUUAAUUUAAUCUUUGUACACCUUGCAUUUUUAAAAGUGCUUAAAUGAGUACUAUAUUGCAAUAAAAUGUAGUGAUAUCAUAAUUAACCAGCCAUUAAAAACUUACUUCUACAGAUAUUA